This is a messenger RNA of Amoebophrya sp. A25, 2900 nucleotides long. Lineage: Eukaryota; Dinophyceae; Syndiniales; Amoebophryaceae. The record is from the annotation of a GenBank genome assembly.
GCUAGCUUGGAUUUUUUGUUGCCCUCGAGUUUUGGAUCUAACUUCUUCGUCUUGGUACGAAUACCAAUUAUUUACAUCGUAACUACAAGGGGAAGUUGUAACCUGCCCUAACCCCAGUAGUACUUGCUCCAGUAGAUUAUCAUCUACAUCUUCAUCAAGAAGAAGAACUUCUGUACUAACUCCAGUAGUACCUGCUCCACAAUUACAAGCGGAGCAGAAUGUGACAUGAUUCUCCAUCUAAUUGAUUCUUUCUCCUUUCUCAUUCAAAGAACAGGUAGCUGCGGCAGUGGUAACUUGGCAGUUCUAGUUAACUUCUGUACUAACUCCUGUAGUACCUGCUCCACAGAGAAGAUAAGUAGAUCAUCAUGUCUGCAGCAGCUGCCCCCGCGGAAGGGGCUGCUCCGGCUGCCGCUCCUGCGGAGCAAAAGCCUAGCCCAGAGGAGAUUCAGGCGCAGGCGCGCAAGAAAGCAAACGUCAACCAGAAAGAAGUACGCUCAAGGCGUUUUAAGGACUCGACAACGGAAAAUAUACCUCCAAGCUAUAAAGGGAACACACCGAAGGAAGAACUUCUGCUCCAGCACGUCUCAGAAUUCGAACAGCAGUUCAUAUCGGUAAUUUCCUACCUUGUGCUUGAUGAUGAAACCGAUCUAGCAGUUCAUGUUGGUCGGAACAGGAUAGCGAUACUUGGGAUUAGCUUGUUGAUGAAACCGAUCUAGCAGUUCUUGUUGGUCGGAACAGGAUAGCGAUACUUGGGAUUAGCUUGUUGUCUUAUGCGUCUCUUAUCCGUCAAUUUCGUCCUGUAAGUAGGUAAAGAUAAAUUUCAUUUCUUCAAAUAGAGUUCACAUGAAUCUACAUCGUUCACUGUAGUCGCAAUACUACAUAAUUUCUAGUAUUUCACCGUACAGCCUCCACUCACACAAAGUCCACAACCACUACAACGACCACAAGGUCUACGGCAACCGGUUUCUCUUUUUGUGCCCUCCGAAUGAGUGCGAAGUACCGAAAUUUUUAGUUACAACGUUAAGACCUACGCACCUUCCAUACCGAGAAUUGUACGAUUACAAGACAUGCGCAGAUUACGUGGCCGACAGGCUGAAUUACGAGGAAUUGCUGCCGACAGACAAGUAUCCGAAGUUAUGUUGAAUCAUCAUGCAAGAAUCAUAACAUUAGUCCCUUCAUUGAAGAACUAACAACGUUGUCGAGAUGAAGUACAGGCAUUUCUUAACCAAUAAUUACCCACAGUUGUACUUGUAUAAUACUAGCAUUCUAUGAUCGAUCUCUGUAACUAUUAUGAAAAAAAAGAAAAAGCUUCUCUAAUCCCUGUGAUACCAAGUCCUGCAACGGUCCUCGACUGGCGAGCCGGAGAUAGCUUUGAUUUCAGCAUACUCCUCUGUUCUAUGCUCCUUGGCGUCGGAUACGAUGCCUACUGUGUCAGUGGAUUCGCGCCAAGGUUUUUCUUCUCUUUUCUUAGUAUACUAGAUACGAUGCCUCGACCUCUGUGGACGACCUCCUAUGAGACGAAUAACGUACAAAAAACGGAAAAAAAGCGCUUUUUUGUACAUUAUUCGUCUCAGAGUGAAAAUUUUCCAUUUUGUUGAGACCCAUGAUCCUUACUUUUCUUACAGGUACAUCGCAACAAAGACGGAGACGAUGGAGCACUGUGCUGUGGAUUUGGCGGUGUUGAAUGAGAGGAAUGAGGUAGUGACGAAUGCCGCAUCUGGUGCAGCAUCGUCCUCAUCAAGCAUAUUAGAGGGUAUCCCGAAAAGAGCAGCAUACAACAAGAGCGGCUUUAUAACCGAGCAAGCAGAGAAAAAGAGGCUAGAAGAAAAGAAAAAAGAGGAGGAAGCAAUGUGCAGUGAUAGUGACGAUGAAGAGGUACUACGACUGUUGUAAGUUUUCGUGGCGGAGGUGCUGGUGCAGAUGUACUUUGUCUUAUUUUCUUCUUCCUUCGAUCAUUUUUACCCUCUAAUCUGUCCAUGUUGUCAUUGCAUAUUUUUAAACCAUUUUCAACAGAAGUUGCAUUUUUUACAGUUUUACCUCCACGAGCAACCACCAAGUUCUUUCUCUAUUUUCCUCAACAACGACGACCCUAUCCCAAAGGAACUCUACCAGAUUCCACAAGAGGUACCGUUGAUGACGAGCCUGAAUUGUGACGUCAGUGUCAGUCUACUAUCUACAGGAAUCCCAUAGAAAUCUAACCUAUAUAAUUGAUCAAAUCUAACCUAACGGACCAGGACGCGCCAGAGGACGCGGGAAACCGAGUGCAUUGUUGGGUCCUUAUACGGAAAGGAUCGCGUCUAAUGACCGAAGACGUCUACAUCGAGUGCAGCACGGGUCGAUGUUAUCCCGUGGCGUCGAGUCCAUAUUUGAAAGUACUCCACUAGUAUGAUGUGUAAAUAGACAUCAUAUUUAUAUUUUUUGAGCAGUCCUCGUUUUGAGAAAGUGAAAGAGUCACAUUACCAUCAAAUCUACUCCUUCUAUCACUUGCUCAGGACUAUCGUUUGGAGUCGUUUUAGAACUCAACGUAAGUGCAGCUGUUCUGCUUGUCGCUAGUUGGUUUUUUGUUUCCUAGUUAGGUGUGCUCCACCGAUACUAUAAUGACCAUCGCCUGUUCACCUUCUCCCAGGUCGACUUGAUAUGGAACCACAAAAACUUAUGGGUGAAUAUGCAAAUCGACACGCCUGCAACGCAAAUUGAAUUAGCCUUAAACGACCCUCGGUUCUUCGAGUUCGUCCUAGUCACUGCCGAUGCAGCAGACGAAGGAGAUGCAGAAGAGAAGGGAGAGGAAGUUAAGAACAGGGAUCAAUCUCCGAUGUAAAUAAGUAAGUUGUAAAGUAGAAGAGGUAAAACUUCAAGUCAAUCUCAAUCACCAUCUAACAAAAUUGCAGAUGAAGCGUUGA